UCAGCUGCAGCGCCUCCUUCCUCCUGCUCCUCCUCCUCCUCUUCCUCUCCUGCUGCAGCAGCGCCGCAGCUCUCAGAUGGAUCUGCAGCAGCAGCCUAGCGGUUCUGAAGCUCUGCGGUGCGCUGAGCCUCACUGGACCUCCUGCUGACGACCCGGUGACCCUGGGGACGGACCUAACCAUGUUGUUCUCCAGCAGCCUCCUGCAGCGGUGGUUCUUCGCGGUCUUCCUGCUCUGCUCCCCGGUUCCGUUCGCGGGCCGGCCCGUCGACACCCUGAGCGGCAGAAUGAGGCGCUCUGUGACCCACACUCAGCUCAUGCACGACAAAAGCCGGAUGCUGCAGGACUUCCGGCGGCGCAUGUUCCUGCAGGGCAUCCUGGACGCGGUCCACACGGCCGAGAUCCUCCCGGUCCGCGGCGCCGGGGGCAGCAGCGGCGCCGGCGCCGGGCCACCCGGACCGGGCCUGGGGGUCAACCCGAGCACUACAGGCAGCACCCUGCAGUCCAAGCCGCCUGGAGGAACCAAGAACCUCCCCGUCAUGUUCCAGGAGGAGGAGGAGGAGGGCACCCACCUGCCGCAGGAGACCAACAAGUCCUACAAGGAGAAGGUUCCCAGCAAGAGGAAGCGGAAGGGGAAGUCCGGCCGCCGGAAGGAAGCGGAGAAGAGGAAGAGGACGGUUCGCGCCGUCCGGCGAAGGCCAGGGGAAGAGGCGGGCAGCGGGCUCCACCUGGAGUGGAGGCCGCUGCUGGGCCUGCAGGGGGCGCUGCAGUGAGACGCCGUCAGCUUCUGACGGAGACAGAAAUCUUGGCCUCGCCUCUUGGACUCCUAAAUGUUCACGACUCGUUCUCCUGUCACGGAGCAUUUGGACCGCAGAAAGAAAAUAUUUAUUGUGUGUAAAUAUCUGAGAUUAAGAAGCAGAAUAUGUUUAAAUGAAACCUUAUCGGCGCUGUGUGCAGCCGCAGAUUUUAAUCUUGUGAAUCCUUUUUUAUUCCAGUAAUGUCUGAUUAAUUCCAGUAAUUUAUUUUGGUGUAUUUAUUUUGAAACGUAUCGAGGUGCUGCUGACCUUCUAUAUUUUUGUACCAUAAUGCACUUUAGAUAUCUGACUAUAAUCUAUAAACUUGUUUUUGUUGACUGAAGUAAAGAAAACUCGACUUUUUUUGUCAUUUUCUUUCAUUUGUUUAAACAUGUUGUUUUGUUGAAGCUGUUUGCUGUUUUCCUCCUCGUGAUGCCUUCACUGACCGUCGGUUUUCUCCACGCUCUUCUUCGCCAGGCCAAAGUUCACGUGUUCAUGUUGGUGAAGCCUGUUGUUCUGAGCUGAUUAAACAUGUCGUCAUAUCUGA
Molecule: messenger RNA, 1338 nt
Organism: Xiphophorus couchianus (Monterrey platyfish)
Lineage: Eukaryota; Metazoa; Chordata; Actinopteri; Cyprinodontiformes; Poeciliidae
Gene: pthlha
Product: parathyroid hormone-like hormone a
Exons: 4
Coding region: 180-770 (196 amino acids)
Biological process (GO): bone mineralization
Cellular component (GO): extracellular region
Molecular function (GO): hormone activity
Source: RefSeq, a predicted model, not a curated record